UUCAAACCGGACACCCAUGCAAUUAUGUUUGAAGACUGUUGAUCCACUAUUAUAUUGACUGAAUCUUCUGCAUUUAUCUCAUAUAACCCACAGCCUGUUGCAGGCCCGCGAGCCCACCUGCCAAGCGUUUGAUUGACAGCUGAAUAGAUUCUGUGUGCACUGAGCCGAUGCUCGGAGGGCAUCUUGUUUCUCUCGGUCUGCGCGUGCUACGUGAUAGCUGGGGUCCUAUUCCGUGUCUGAGCAGCCAUGCAGCCUCCUCUGCCAAGCAAUAAGCGCUGCCCUGAAGGGGACGAAAGGAAAUUACAGGAUGCUAUCAGCAAUUGAGUUCAAUUGGGGUUGAAUGAACAUCAUGUAAACCUGAAUGGAUUUAAACCAAGGAGUGGUUAUUUAUUUUGCUCCAACAUCCUCCAGUUUUCUUCUGGACUUAUUCAUCCAAAAUGCGGAAGAUGGUUCCAGUUGUGUGCUUUGCGACGAUGUUGCUCCAGGUGGCUCACUCGGCUCAGGGCCGGUACGCUCAACAGCUGCUCACCGACCUGAUGGAGAACUACUCAAAUGCCCUGCGGCCGGUGGAGGACACAGACAAAGCCCUGAACGUCACCCUGCAGAUCACUCUCUCCCAGAUCAAAGACAUGGAUGAGAGGAACCAGGUAUUGAUAGCGUACCUGUGGAUCCGUCAGACGUGGCACGAUGCCUACCUGAGGUGGAACAAGGAGGACUACGAUGGCCUGGAGGUCAUACGGAUCCCCAGCAGCCUGGUGUGGAGGCCUGACCUCGUCCUCUAUAACAAGGCUGAUGAUGACUUCUCAGGGCCGCUAGACACGAACGUGGUGCUGCGCUAUAAUGGGGAGAUUACAUGGGAUGCUCCGGCCAUCACCAAGAGCUCAUGUGUGGUGGACGUGUCCUACUUCCCCUUCGACAGCCAGGAGUGCAACCUCACCUUCGGCUCCUGGACAUACAACGGCAACCAGGUUGACAUCGCCAUGGGCAUGGACAGCGGGGACCUGUCUGAUUUCGUGGAGAACGUUGAAUGGGAAUGCCACGGCAUGCCGGCCACCAAGAACGUCAUAAUGUACGGAUGCUGCUCCGACCCCUACCCUGACAUCACCUACACCGUCCUGCUCCAGCGCCGCUCCUCCUUCUACAUCUUUAACCUUCUCCUGCCUUGCUUCCUCAUCUCCUUCCUGGCUCCGCUGGGCUUCUACCUGCCCGCUGACUCUGGGGAGAAGGUGUCCUUGGGGGUCACCGUGUUGCUGGCCCUGACUGUCUUCCAGCUCAUGGUGGCCGAGAGUAUGCCGCCGUCUGAGAGUGUGCCGCUUAUUGGAAAGUACUACAUUGCUACCAUGACGAUGAUCACAGCCUCCACGGCUCUCACCAUCUUCAUCAUGAACAUCCACUUCUGUGGGGCCGAGGCCAAACCCGUCCCCCACUGGGCCAAAGUCCUCAUCAUCGACUACAUGUCCAAGAUCUUCUUUGUCUACGAGGUGGGAGAGAACUGUGCCACUGCCACCUCUUCCUCCUCCUCCUCCUCUUCCUCAUCACAUUUUGGCCAGGACGAUGUCCACCAACCCAACCUCAGCCCCCAUUGCCAGGCCAAUGGGAAGCCGGGGGGCAACAGCGGGCGAGAGAACCAGUACCGCCACAAACACCCCAGACCCCAGACUCCUGGACCUCAACGUCACCCCAAGCCCCGACACCAACACCACAUCACCAGAGACGAGAAGAACCAUCUCUCCAGCUCCAAAUACGAGGGCUUUGAGUCCAACAGGAACCUCCCCCUGGGGGACUGCUGCAAGGAGGCUCCGCCCUGCUGUCCGGAGGAUGAAAAGACAGCAGUGGUCGCUGCUGCGGUGGCCUCAGUAACCUUUGGCCCCUGUGUGUUCUGUAGUCACGGCAGCAGCUUACCCGGGGUGGACUCCAAGCUGGUGCGGAACGUGGAGUACAUUGCCAACUGCUUCCGGGAGCAGAGGGCCACCUGCGCCAAGGGGGCGGAGUGGAAGAGGGUUGCCAAGGUGAUGGACAGGUUCUUCAUGUGGAUCUUUUUCAUUAUGGUCUUCCUCAUGAGCAUUCUGAUCAUCGGCAAGGCACCAUGACAAUGCUGGCUACCCACGUGUUAUUGGAGACUGUUCUGCGCACGGUUUCCCAAAAGCAUCUUAAGGCUAAGUUCUUUGUUAGAACCAUAUGAUCCUAUGGUUCUAAGAUAAACUAUGGUUCUAAGAUAAACUUAGCCUGGUGCUUUUGGGAAACCAGGCCCUGUUCUUUUGUUCAUCAAGAGAGCAUUUUCAUGUAUAGUAUGUGUGUAAUAAGUCUUACUGAUGAAACUAAAGAAGGUGCAAAGAGAGAUGGCUAUUUUGAUAGAUAUCUAUGUUAUUUCCUCAUUUCUGUUAACCUUAUUGGAGUUUUAACAUUUCGACAAAUGCAUUGUGGAGGAAAAACUAUAUUGCACUCAUGAUCAAUGUCCUGAUUAUCAUAAGCACGAUCAGUUACUGAAGUUUGUCAAUUCAUUUCACUCUUUCUUUUCAUCUCUGUGCAGAAAAUACGUUAUAUAUUUUUAAAAACAUAGCAAAUACUGUGUAUAAGUAAACUCAAAUAUCACUACAAGUGUAUACUAUACUGUGUGUGAAUGAACAGCACACUCCAUACACCCUCCCCAUACUAAUAUCGCCACACGUCCCCACUAAAUAACAACAAUAGAACUAUCACGUAUCACUCACCAGUCUGAAAUCAGACUCCAGGGGCUUCAGCGACAAAAUGACCUGCUCCGGAUCCACACGGCCGGAAUCAUUUUUCACUUCAAAAUCAUGCAGUGAAUAGUUAAUGACUGCUUUGUUUCCAAACAGGCACUGUAAAGAUGUAAGGUAAUAUGGAACAUAAAUUAUGCAACACAACGAGUUUGCCCCCUCCAGCAACACAUACCAACAUCCAGGUGUGUGUGUGUGUGUGUAUACUGUAUGUUUGUGUGUGUUGGCAGGAAGUGGUUGGGGGGGGGGGGGGUUUACUUUGGACUCGUCUGCACACCUCAUAGAAGUAGUCAACCACUCAAAGGACAACGUAUUUGACCAGAGUGCCUCCCUUAUUUGUCCCUAUGGAUCCUUAUAUAGUUUUGAGUUUUUAUUUGCCGAAUUUUCGCUACUACCUUGUAUGUCCAGCAGAGGGCAGACAUCUCUCACCAAUUAUCCCCUUGAACGGCACAGAAAAUAGGAGACAGUGAAUUUGAAAUCAGAUGUCAUUACAACAGCCACCUUUAACACUUUACACAUCCAUAAUAAAAAGCGAAUGUUGAUUGUAAAAUCAAGAUCUGAUCAUUACAUUUCAUGUUGAGUGAAUAUAGAGUGGAGGAUUAUGGAUGCAUAACCAACCAGUGUUAAGGAAACUAGUUCAUCAUCAUAACUGAUACUAAACCUGUCUCUUGAACCUAUCCGCUGACAUUAAUGAGAACCUGAGUUCACUCAGACAAGGAAGCCUGAGCAGUCAUCAUCCUCUUCAGGGAAGUGAUUGUCAUGCUGAGUCUGAGAGUGAAAUCUUUCACAUUUGCAUACUGGGGAAGCCUGUCUCUGGUCCUAUUAGUGUACGGUGAGCCGCGGGGCCCGAUGCAUACUAUGAUCACCCCAGGAGACAGUGAGAAGUGGGAAACAUGUCAUUUGCACAGACAGGAGCGCGGCUUGGGAGAGACUGCUGGGGAAAUUGCCAGGGUCUUUUUUAUUUCACUUAAAGAAGGCUGGGGGAGCCUAUCACCACCUGUCUGCAUGCUGCACAGGAGGAUGGAUCAUCAUGAUAUGGACUGUCUCAUGCUUCAUGACGCGAUUGUUCAUUAUUGUACGGUUAAGGACCUGAAGUUACAAAGUGGCAUUCUGAUGACUAAUUAAUGACUCGUCAUGAUUUAGCGUUGUAAUAAACAUUAGUGAUGCGCUGGUUGACUGAAUCAAAAUAAAACAAGGCAUACAAAAAUACAUAAAUGUGUAAUUCCUGUGCAAUACAUAUCUAUCGGCUAAAUUGAUAUUUUUCUUUAAAACAUUUUUUUACCUGGCGUUAGUGCGUAGCCUAAGCUUCAGGGCCUAACUGUAGCGCGCCAAAUACACACCAAUUGCCAAAUGCUUUGGGGAACUUGGGAAGACAACGUCAACGUUAACGUUAAAGUUGUAAAAGAGGAUGAAUACAGUGCCUGCUAUGUUAUGCGUGAUGAUUGUGAGGUGCUAUGCAGUCUACUGUUCCGGUGGGUUCAUUGAAUAAUAGUCUGAAAUCUGGACACUGACUGUAUCUAUAACCUCUCACAUAGGUACUAUAAUAUUAACUCCUGCAUUUCUUCUGGUAAAAAAACAAAUGUCAAUUUUGACUGAGGAGUAUUUUUCUCCCGUCAUACGGGAGUAAUAAAGGCCUACUUCACUCAUUUUGCGGGAUUUUUCAGUGGGGCAAAAAAGUAUUUAGUCAGCCACCAGUUGUGCAAGUUCUCCCACUUAAAAAGAUGAGAGAGGCCUGUACAUUUAAUCAUAGGUACACUUCAACUAUGACAGACAAAAUGAGAAAAAAAAUUCCAGAAAAUCACAUUGUAGGAUUUUUAAUGAAUUUAUUUGCAAAUUAUGGUGGAAAAUAAGUAUUUGGUCACCUACAAACAAGCAAGAUUUCUGGCUCUCACAGACCUGUAACUUCUUCUUUCAGAGGCUUUGUUUCUGGUGUCCUUUGACAGCUCUUUGGUCUUGGCCAUAGUGGAGUUUGAAGUGUGACUGUUUGAGGUUGUGGACAGGUGUCUUUUAUACUGAUAACAAGUUCAAACAGGUGCCAUUAAUACAGGUAACGAGUGGAGGUCUGUCCAUACUCUGGACCUGGUUAUUACCAAGGGGGCUUUCUAUGAACAUAUCCUCUAUUGUUGAUGUUGCUUUAUCUAAUCACCACUGUGUAUUUUUUUUAUUACAUUGUUGCCCAUAGCACAUGGUAAUACUGAAUGCAUUAUUGAGAAACACUAUCUUACUUCUGAAGUUGAUGCAAAUUGUAUUGAAUGUAUGAACAAUACUCCACCACCUAUUCUGCCUUCCUUUUGUGAUGAUUUAGUUGAUAACUUUAAUAACAAGUUAAGUGUAACCAUUUAGAUGCCAUAACUCCAGUAAAGUUGAAAAAGGCCACAUCCAAAAGAUCCCCUUGGAUUUUUUAUUUUUACCUUUAUUCAACUAAGUCAGUUAAGAACAAAUUCUUAUUUUCAAUGACGGCUUAGGAACAGUGGGUUAACUGCCUGUUCAGGGGCAGAACGACAGAUUUGUACCUUGUCAGCUCGGGGAUUUGAACUUGCAACCUUGCGGUUACUAGUCCAACACUCUAACCACUAGGCUACCCUGCCGCCCCGAUGAGUGAGGAAACUAAUCAAUUAAAGAGAAAUUGCAAAAAGGCAGAGUGGAAGUGGAGAAAGUCAAAGUUGCAGGUCCAUUAUGAUAUUCUGAGAGAGCAAAAUGGCAUAUACAAUCCAUUCAGAAAGUAUUCAGACCACUUCACUUUUUCCACAUUUUGUUACGUUCCAGCCUUAUUUUAAGAUGUAUUUGUCACGGCUGAUUUCCUCCUCUUCGUCUGAAGAGGUGUA
Messenger RNA from Oncorhynchus nerka (sockeye salmon), 5563 nucleotides. RefSeq names its product neuronal acetylcholine receptor subunit alpha-9-II. Gene Ontology annotation, cellular component: synapse; postsynaptic membrane; neuron projection. Gene Ontology annotation, molecular function: transmembrane signaling receptor activity; acetylcholine-gated monoatomic cation-selective channel activity. Gene Ontology annotation, biological process: nervous system process; signal transduction; chemical synaptic transmission. The transcript has 6 exons. The coding region runs from base 438 to 2090 and encodes 550 amino acids. The record is from RefSeq and is a predicted model, not a curated record. Lineage: Eukaryota; Metazoa; Chordata; Actinopteri; Salmoniformes; Salmonidae.